Molecule: messenger RNA, 2741 nt
Organism: Dromiciops gliroides (monito del monte)
Lineage: Eukaryota; Metazoa; Chordata; Mammalia; Microbiotheria; Microbiotheriidae
Gene: CPT2
Product: carnitine palmitoyltransferase 2
Exons: 7
Coding region: 509-2305 (598 amino acids)
Biological process (GO): fatty acid beta-oxidation
Cellular component (GO): mitochondrion
Molecular function (GO): carnitine O-palmitoyltransferase activity
Source: RefSeq, a predicted model, not a curated record
UGCGGGCGGCGGCGGCUGGCGGCCCAGGCCGGGCCCGAGGCGCUGGCCGGGCGGGAGUACCUGCAGCGGAGCGUGGUGCCCACCCUGCACUUCCAGCCGAGCCUGCCCAGGUACUGAGAAUACAAAGACAGACAGAGUCCCUGCCCUCAAGGAGCUUAUCUUCUGUGGAGAGGAUAUGCUAUGUCAAGAUAGGUGUCCAAGCUAGGGAGUGAAGGAGGCAGAGGACAGAUCAAAGGGCCUCAGGAAUAUCAGGAGAGAAGGAACUGCAUCGCCCGUCAGGAAAUGCUAUACAAAGGAAGUGAGAGCCGAGCUGAGCCUUGGAAGAAGAUAGUCCUCUGUGAGGCAAAGAAGAGGGGCCCCCCAUGCCAGGCUGUGUGAUAUCCCAGGGACAAUAGGGAGCCUCCAAAAUAGAGUCGUGCAGGAAGGAUUAGGAGAGAGGCUGGAAGCAGGGGCUGAUUCCAACUAGGAGGAUAACUGCAGGCUGCCUAUUCCUAAACUUGAAGACACAAUGAAGAGAUACCUCAGUGCCCAGAGACCUCUUCUGGAUGACAGCCAGUACAGGAGAACAGAGCAGCUCUGCAGAACCUUUGAAAACGGACUUGGCAAAGAACUGCACGCACAGCUGGUUGCUCAGGACAAGCAGAAUAAGCACACGAGUUACAUUUCAGGUCCCUGGUUUGACAUGUACCUGUCUGCUCGAGACUCCAUUGUUCUGAAUUUUAAUCCAUUCAUGUCUUUCAAUCCUGACCCAAAACCUGAUUAUAAUGACCAGCUCACUCGAGCAACUAACUUAACCAUGUCAGCCAUGCGGUUUAUGAAGACUCUUCGGGCUGGCCUCCUGGAGCCGGAGGUGUUUCACCUCAACCCUGCCAAAAGCGACACCGACACCUUCAGGAGAGUUAUUCGCCUUGUACCUUCAGCCCUGGCCUGGUACGGGGCUUACAUGGUCAAUGCCUACCCCUUGGAUAUGUCACAGUAUUUUAGACUUUUCAAUUCAACUCGGCUGCCCAAGCCUGGUCGAGAUGAACUUUUUACCAAUGAAAAGGAGAAGCACCUCCUGGUGCUGAAGAACGGAAAUUUUUAUGUCUUCGAUGUCCUGGAUCGAGAUGGGAACAUACUCAAAGCAGCGGACGUCCAUGCACACCUGAAGUACAUUCUCUCUGACAAUAGCCCCACUCCCGAGUUUCCUCUGGCAUAUCUGACCACUGAAAACCGAGACACCUGGGCAGGGCUGAGGCAGGAGCUGCUGAGUAAUGGCAACAAGGAAGCUCUGGGGAAAGUGGACUCGGCUAUGUUCUGUCUGUGUCUGGAUGAUUUCUCCAUCACAGACCUGGUUCACUUGUCCCACACCAUGCUGCACGGAGAUGGUGUAAACCGAUGGUUUGACAAAUCCUUCAACCUCAUAGUAGCCAAAAAUGGGGAUGCCGCCAUCAACUUUGAGCACUCUUGGGGCGAUGGCGUUGCUGUGCUUAGAUUCUUCAAUGAAGUGUUUAAAGACAGCACGCAGACCCCUGCCAUCACGCCCCAGGCUCAGCCUGCACUUGUGGACUCGUCGAGGGCUGUGCAGAAGCUCGAUUUUAGACUGAAUGAGACUUUAAAAGCCGGAAUCACCAGAGCCAAAGAGAAGUUUGACUCCACCAUGCAGACCCUCACUAUCGACAGCAUCCAGUUUCAGAGAGGAGGCAAAGAGUUCUUGAAGAGACACAAGCUCAGCCCCGAUGCGGUGGCUCAGCUCUCCUUCCAGAUGGCCUUCCUCCGGCAGUACGGGCAGACGGUGGCUACCUACGAGUCCUGCAGCACGGCGGCAUUCAAACACGGCCGCACUGAGACCAUCCGUCCGGCUUCCGUGUUCACCAAGAAGUGUUCCGAGGCAUUUGUCAGAGAGCCUUCCCAGAACACUGCAGACCAGCUGAAGGAGAUGGUCACCCAGUGCUCCAAGUACCACAGCCAGCUAACAAAGGAGGCGGCGAUGGGCCAGGGAUUUGACAGACAUUUGUUUGCCUUGAGAUACUUGGCAGCAGCUGAAGGCCACAAACUGCCUGAGUUAUACCAGGACCCAGCGUAUGGGCAGAUCAAUCACAAUAUCCUGUCCACCAGCACCCUGACCAGCCCUGCUGUGAACAUCGGGGGCUUUGCCCCCGUCGUCCCCGACGGCUUCGGUGUCGGCUACGGGGUCCACGAUGACUGGAUUGGCUGCAAUGUCUCCUCCUACUCGGCCCGAGAUGUCAGGGAGUUCCUCCGGUGUGUGAAUAAGGCCUUGGGAGAUAUUUUUGAUGUGCUGGAAGGUAAACCUGUCAGAAGUUAGCGGGGAGGUCAGGGCUCUCUGAGCUCCUAGCUCCUCUCUAGUGAUAACUGCGAGCAGGAGGUGGCUGGGGAGGGGGUGUCCCGUGAGCAUUAGAAUCAUGAAAUGUCCGAGUCACUAAGAUGGUCGUAUUUUCACUUUGCAAUCAUGAAUCUGACAAAAUUAACGGGUUAUUUAAAGUAGGAUGGAUUGACAAGUUAGAUAGCGAAUCAUGACUUCUGGAAGCUUCUUUGGGGCUGGGAUUUGAGCUGGAUGGAGGGGACACAUUCAGGGUCUCUCCCUGAGGAGGAGGCUGCUGGUUCCUGCCUACUUAUCAUGGCACGGGUCACGUUAGUUUCCCUUCUGGAAACUGGCUCAGUCUCCUUUGGGGUCUGUGUCAGGGGUGACCUGCUGGUUUCUGGGCACUGACUCUCCUGCAAUAAACACUCUCCUCAUGAAA